CAGCGAUGGAGCCCUCGGCGGCGAAGCGAAAGAUCCUUGUGACAAGGAACAAUGCGUAUCUGCUUGGAAGGCUUGCCCAGCAUCCAUGGAUUGAUGUGGACUGCUUCGACCAGAGCGCAUCGGCGAUUCCUCCAGUGGAGUUGGAAGCGCGUGCGAAAAAUUGCGCUGGGAUCAUCUGCAUGAUCUCAGACAAGAUAUCAGCCAAAGUUCUAGACAGCGCUGGUCCUUCACUGAAGGUUGUCUCGACAAUUUCCGUCGGGUUCGACCACAUCGAUGUGGCAAUCUGUCGGGAGCGCGGCAUUCUUGUCGGCCACACACCAGGCACUCCCGUCCAUCUUGACGAAAACUCACGAACAUGCUACGCAGGAUGUCUACACGAGUCCACCGCCGAACUGGCCGUCGCACUGACGUUUGCGGCCAAGCGGCGCCUCUUUGAAAGCCAUGUUGGUGCUCGCCAUGGCGAGUGGGGAGUGGUUCAGAUGUACCAAUUCUGCGGCACGGACGUGUCGAGGAACACGAUCGGGGUCAUCGGGAUGGGCGAGAUUGGGCUUACGUACGCCAGGUUCAUGCAUCGUGGGUUCAAUUGCCGCAUUUUGUACACGGGGCCUCGCGAAAAGCCAAACGACGUGGACGCUGAGUUUGUCGAUUUGGAAGCGCUACUUCGUCGCAGCGAUGUUGUGUCUAUCCAUUCACCACUCAACGAGCAGACCGCGGGCAUGCUGAACGCCACUACCUUUGCAAUGAUGCAGCCACAUGCAGUGCUCAUCAAUACUGCCCGAGGUGGGAUCGUCGAUCAAGACGCACUUGUGCAUGCAUUGACGGUGGGGAAAAUUGCGGCGGCGGCGCUCGACGUGACCGUGCCGGAGCCUUUGCCCCUCGACCAUCGCCUCUACGACUUGCCCAACUGCAUUGUUGUGCCGCAUAUCGGAGCAGCCACGGUCGAAACCAGGCAUCGGAUGGUUGACCGAGCCGUGGACAACCUCUUGGCUGGUCUGACAACGUCGUCACUUCCGUACCCCAUUCCGAGUGUCCAGCAUUAAUUCGUCGAUUAUCGCGUUGAAUUCGAACGACCUGUGGCCGACGCGCCAUGCGGCUGGCGCACAUGCGUGACGAGUCGUACCCGAGCUGGAUGGUCAGGUCCAACUUGUCGAAUUCGAGGGUUCCAAUCGCUUGAACGGGCGGUUUGAAGUACAGAUCCACGUAAUGGUUGAUCACGUACGCUUUGUUUUGGUAAAA
Molecule: messenger RNA, 1236 nt
Organism: Aphanomyces invadans
Lineage: Eukaryota; Oomycota; Saprolegniomycetes; Saprolegniales; Verrucalvaceae
Exons: 5
Coding region: 6-1040 (344 amino acids)
Cellular component (GO): cytosol
Molecular function (GO): NAD binding; glyoxylate reductase (NADPH) activity; hydroxypyruvate reductase [NAD(P)H] activity
Source: RefSeq, a predicted model, not a curated record